GUGCUGAAGCUCUCAUCCUAUCCCUAGGUCUGACCAGCAGCCUAGCUCCCUUGCUCCCGGCUUCGCAUUGAGAGCUCCAUCUCACUGUGCUGGGUGGAUUUCCCCAUCUAGUUACCUCUGGAAACCAUUUGCUCUGCUCGACGAUCGCGCGAUCGUCGGGAACUGAACUGAGUGUUGUAAUCUUCCUGUCUUCUCACGAGCACCACUCCCGCCUGUCACUGCUCCGUGCCUCACGGUCCGGCCGACAGCAGCCUUGCGAAGGCUCACUAAUCUUAUUGCACGCCCCUGCUCCUCUUCGGUCUUCUAAGCUGGCUCUGGAACGUGGGCCUGAGCCCGAUUCCGCUUCUAAGCUUUCUCAUAACAGCUGCCUCUGGGAAACUCCGGCCACUGCCGAGGCUGCAGGACUCACUUGGUUCCAGAAGCUUUCGGCUCUCUAGGAGUCUGAGGUUCCGUGCCUUUCUGCUCGCCUUUUCCGGUGGCUGCUUCCUCUGGUCGAUUGACGAGCACUACGACGAAGAGAGGGGUGGGACGGACGCCGAAAGUGAGCGUGGUUAAAUGGAGGGGAAAGAACGUGUAGCCUCGAGGGAGCAGAGGACGGCUGGUGUAGAUUUUGACAAAAGAUACGCGCAAUGCUGCUCGUCGUUCGGUAUCAACCCACCGCCUGACAUCCUCAGCGCUCUCGCGUCACCCACUCACCGCAUAUCGGAGGACGGGUCCGUGCAGCUGGCAGUGGAGCUGCCUCUGGCGCACCUGUCGGACGCGGUGGCGGUGACGCUGGGCGAGUUCCUGGCGACGGGGUGUCCGGAGCUGCACAUCGUGGACGUCAGCAGUGCGGACGCAGUGCCCACGGUCAGCGGCCACGGUAUUCUCUUCCUGCUCCGCGCCGUGGGGCCGCACCUGCAGCACGCCAACCUCUCCAACAUCCCGCUCGGCCGCGACGCCUUCAGGGAUCUGUUCCAGCGCGGGCUGAACGCGCGCAGCCUGUGCUUCUCCUUCUGCCGCGUGCGCAAGCUCGACUUCGUGGGCGCGUUCCCGCGCCUGCGCUCCCUGGUGCUCGACCACAACCCCGCCAUCACGUGCCUCCCGGACGGCUGCUUCGCCAACGCGCCCGCGCUCACGUCGCUCUCCCUGUGCGCCACGGGCAUCUCGAACCUUUGGACCACCGUUGCCGCGCUCGCUAAGCUCCCCCUCUUGAAGCAGCUCCGCUUCCAGCGCUGCUUGUGCUGCCGCGGCACCACGUCCGCGUGCGCGGAGCUGGCAGCGGGGCUGGCUGGGGAUGUAGCGGGCGGGGACGAGGGCGCGCGAAGGGAGGUGGCGGGAACAACUGCUGGUGCCGUUCGUUCCGCUGGUGCCGCUGGUGGUGGUGGUGACGUUGGGGAGGAGAUGAUAUUGCGAGGGUGGAUGGAUGAGGAGGAGGAUCUGGAGGAGUUGGUGCGGGAGGGCAUGGAGAUGGACGAGGUGAUGCGCGCGUGGGGGGAGCAGGGGCCCGCGGAGGGCGAGGGAGACGACGCGCUGGACUUCGCAUUCGCGGGUGACCAAGCAGGCAUGGGGUUCGGUGCGCAGGAGGAUGGGGAGCUCGGUGUGGUUGGGGAUGAGGAUCUUAGGGACGAGGAGGACGAGGAGGAGGAAGAAGAAGAGGGGGAGGAGGAGGAGAUGUCUGAGGGGGAGGAGAGUGACGAGAGUUCAGAGGAGGAUUCGUGUGACGAGGAGGAGGAAGAGGAGGGGAGCGAGGACGAAGCGGAGGAGAGCGAGGGCAGGGAGGGUGCGCUUCGUCACGCGGUCAUGCCAUGGCAGCAGGGAGGUGGAGAGCAGGAGCACGCUGUAGCAGCGGCAACAGCAUCAACCCCAGCAGCCAAUGACGGUGCUGUAACAGGCGCGGAUGUUGAGGGGCUUGUCCCCGGUGCUCCUCCUCCUGCCCAUACACCUGCCCUGCGCCGCAGACGCCCCCAACAGGGUCAAACCCUCCUUCAGCGCCCUGGUGCUGCUGUCACCACUGCAGCUGCUGCUGCUGCUGCGCCGGGUACAGGGGGCGCACGAGGCACACUUGCGUGGUCAGAGCAUGAGGUGCGGAUACCAGCGGCAGCAGGCGGAGCAGGGGAGCAGGCAGCAGGACAGGCAGCAGCCGCCGCAGCAGCUGCCAGGGCUGAAAAUGUGGCAGAGGCAGCAGGCCGAGCGGGGGCUAUGCCCGGAGGACUCACAGCUCGAGAAUUGGAUUUAAUCAACUAUCUUAUGGGGGAUGCACCUGGGCGUCGCCGGGGCAGAGAUGCUGCUGCUGCUGCCAACGCUGGGGCUGCUCGUGGUGCUCGUGGUGCUGGUGGUGCUGGUGGUGCUGGUGCUGGUGCUGGCGCUCGCAGUGAGUACCGCGCCUUGGACGGGCCAUACUCUGCAGGAUCGCAUUUUCUGCAGCACUCGUCGCCCAUCUGCCAUGCGCCGCACUACCGCGCGUUUGUGCUGUCGUCCCUGCCGCACCUGGACGUGCUGGACAAUGUGGCAGUGAAGGCAGGCGAGCGCAUGCAGGCUGAGGGCGAGUGCGAGGGCAGCUUUGAGCCGCUGCCGUAUGGGCUGGGCUGCAUAGGGAACGUGGUGCACCUGCUCAGGCGCAGAGAGGUCCAGGCGCCACUGAGAGCACUCGCCUCUGUUGCUGCCCGCACACACCACUGCCAGAACAAUUUCUCCAAGGGAGAGGCUUCUGCGGAAGCGGCUCCUGUUGCGGCUGCCUCCGAUACUGCGGCUGUCUCUGGUGCCGCUGCAACCACAUCCGUCCUUGCCUCUGCUGGUUGCGCGACGGGCUGCAGUGCCAUGUCUGCAGGAGAUACCGCAGCGGGGGAGCUGGUUGGGGGACACCAACAGCAGCAAGAGGGGGUUGCUCGCAUGAUGAGCAGUGAGAGGGUGGAUGGGAGUGGUAGCGAGCGAGUGGGGCAGACGGACAUGGAAUAUGCAAUGAACGAUGACGAUGGUGAUGAGGCCGAUGGUGGUGAUGGUGUUUGCGGAAGCAGGGCCUCCGCACGCGGCACAGAGGGAGACAAUGCGGGGCGUGGGGUGCAUGACAAGGCACCUAUGGAGGAACAGGACCCAGAAUCUCCCUCGGCGCUUCUGUGGCGGGCUACAGCCGGAGCCAAGGGCGGCAGCAUGGAGGGCUACAGGCGCGCUCUGGGCGCGAACCGAGUGGGCUGUAGCAGUUGGCCGGCCAGCCGCCCCAUGACCUGCCCUCUGCGCAACGCAGGCCUGGAGACCUCCAGGUCGUCGAGCCUGCGGCCGCGGCAGUUUGAGUACCACCCGACGGAGUCGCACCUGAUGGUGUUUGGCACGCUGCACGGAGACGUGGUGGUGCUCAACCACGAGUCGGACCGCCUUGUCGGACAUGUGCAGUCCGUCGGCGCGCCGCACUCCAUCCUCGGCCUCUGCUGGCUCAACCGACACCCCUCCAGGCUGAUCGGGGGGUGUGACAAUGGGUCCAUUCAGCUGUACGACAUCGAGCGCAUGCGCGCGUGCCUCGUUGCUGCCAUUGCUCGCUCCACUGCUGCCACCGCCACCACCAGCGCUGCCAGCACCAGCGGCACCGGCAGCAGCGGUGGCAGCAGCGUGGGCGGCGGCAGUGGGGGUGUGCUGACGGGCAGUGGUGGGAGGAUUGCUGCCGCAGGGGCACCAGCAGCAGCAGCAAUGACUACCCCACCUGCUGUGCUGCCAGCUCCAGCAGUUGGGGGCGGCACAGGAGGGCGGGUAUCAGACAGUCCGCUAGGCCUUGGUGGUUCUGGCCCUGCGGGGGGGGUGGUUUCUGCAGUGGGGGGCUCUCCUGUGACGCCUGGUCGGCUGCGGCACCCUGCGAUCCACACGUACGACGAGUUUGAGCAGCUCACCUCGGUGCACGUCAAUUGCACCGACGACCUCUUCCUCGCCAGCGGGUACUCGAACCACGUGGGGCUGUACGACCUGCACACGGGGCGGCGCCUGCACACGCUGCACAACCUGCACCGCGAGCACAUCAACGUGCUCAAGUUCGCGCACCACUCGCCGCACGUCUUCGCCACCUCCUCCUUCGACCGCCACGUCAAGCUCUGGGACGCGCGCCAGCGCAUCUCCACUGAGGGAGGGGGAGGGGGGGCUGGGGGGCUGUUUGCGCAGGGGCGGGAGAGCGUGCGGCCGAUUUAUUCCGUGCGCAGUGACCGGGGCAAUGUGAUGGUGUGCUUCAGCCCAGAUGACCAGUUCCUGCUCUCCUCUGCGGUGGACAAUGAGGUGCGGCAGCAUGUAGCAGUGGACGGGCGGCUGCAGCACCGGUUUGAGAUCGCCCCGCUGGGCAGUGCGCACAACUACACGCGGUCGUACUACAUGAACGGGCGCGACUACAUCGUGUCGGGCAGCUGCGAGGAGAACGUCGUGCGUGUCUGCUGCGCUAAAACUGGCCGGCGACUCCGAGACAUUCCCCUUGAGGGCAAGGGCGGCAAGAGUUCCCUCUACGUGCAGUCGCUGCGAGGAGAUCCCUUCAGGGACUUCCACCUGUCUGUGCUCGUGGCCUACAGCCAGCCCAACUCCCCCUCUGACAUUGUCAAGGUGAACCUAGUGGCAGGCCCCCCGCCCCGGAAGGGCCUUGACAGUGACAUCCAGAUGCAGCCGCUGGCCUGUGUGGGUGCGUAGUGCGUGCGUGGGGUUGCACACUGCACGUGCGCCUUGGAACUGCUACAGAUGGCCUACCACGUUCUUUAUAUGCUCUCCUAGAUGCUGGCUUAUUCCCACAUGCGAUGGUAGGCAUCGCAGGGAGAGUAUGCAGCACUGCCCUGGGCUUUUGGGGUGGGUUGGGAUGAGUCUUAGGGAGCUGAGGGGAAUGGAUGCUGGACAGAAAUUGAUGCUACAGCUGGGACUGGGGCUUUUCGAGUGGCAUCCCCUGCAGGUCAUAAAAGGAUGGACUGGUGGAAGGGCUGAAGGAGUACUGGACUGGACACGUUGGGAUGUUUCUGAGGGCUUUGUUUGAUGUUGUUUCAGCACGGAAGGUGCACCAUGACAUGACAAGAGUGCUUGCUGUUUCUCAAUGCAUCACUGUAUAUGAUCAAUGUUGUGGAUGUUGAUACUGAAUACC
Closterium sp. NIES-67 is the source of this 5071-nucleotide messenger RNA. Lineage: Eukaryota; Viridiplantae; Streptophyta; Zygnematophyceae; Desmidiales; Closteriaceae. The record is from the annotation of a GenBank genome assembly.